This is a messenger RNA of Anopheles maculipalpis, 1128 nucleotides long. RefSeq names its product odorant receptor 82a-like. Gene Ontology annotation, molecular function: olfactory receptor activity; odorant binding. Gene Ontology annotation, cellular component: plasma membrane. The record is from RefSeq and is a predicted model, not a curated record. Gene Ontology annotation, biological process: sensory perception of smell; detection of chemical stimulus involved in sensory perception of smell. Bases 1 to 1128 code for a protein of 375 amino acids. The transcript is spliced from 4 exons. NCBI's taxonomy places the organism in Eukaryota, Metazoa, Arthropoda, Insecta, Diptera, Culicidae.
AUGAGCUGUGUGGAAGAUUUUCUCGACGCCCAAAUGUGGUAUCUGCGCUACUGUGGAGUGUUUCGCGAUAAGAGUACGCUCGGUGGAAUGCGCCUCACCGUGUGUAUGGGUGUGCUGGUCGUGUUUAUGGUGCUGCAGUCGAUCUACGUAUUCCAGCACGUGAACCACUUCGCCAUGAUCUGCGACGCCAUCCCGACGCUGGUCGUCUGCAUGGUGGCCAUUUCGAAGUUCUACAUCUUCGUGUUCCAUCCUGCGGCCAUGUUCGCGCUGAUUGAUUCGUUCAAAGCGCUGCAGCGGCGUGCGACCGCGGAAGAUCUGCUGCUCUUUCGCCGCAGCGGAAAGUUUCAUGCCAAGCUGACGAAAAUCUACAUGACAUCGGCACUGAUUGUGGGGUGGUUCUACAUCCUCACUGCCGUGGCUACGGGCAUCAGCCGGUCGCUGUCGGAGGAUCGAGUAAAGUUCGUGGCACCGAUGGCCUUCCCACACAACUAUCAGCAUCCGCUUAUGUUUGCGCUAACGUUCCUGUUCAACUGUGACUCCAUACACAUGAGCAUCUUCAUUAGCGGAAGUGUCGAUACGUGCUUUUCCGAGCUAGCGACGAGCGUUACGAUCCACUUUCGGCUCAUCCAACGCCGGUUCCAGGCAGUUGACUUUACCACCGGUACCGCCGAACACGAGCUCGAAGCCGUUGUGGCGUAUCAUAAGGAUGUGCUGCAGUUGUGUCUGGCCAUGACGAACCUCUUCCAGUACACCGUGUUUUACCUCUUGCUGCUAGACUCGGUGCUACUGUGCGUUAUUGGCUAUCAAUUUGUGAUAUUCAUGAACACGCCACGCGUCCUCAUGCUCGCAUCGAUGGCGUUCGUUAUGGUUCUGCAGGCGGUCAUAUACUGUUACCACGGUUCCAUGAUGCACGAUGAGAGCUUGAAGGUGGCGGACGCGAUUUAUCAGAGCAAUUGGUACGAGGCCCGACCGGCCGUACAGAAACGGCUGCGAUUAUGCAUGAUGCGAGCGCAGAAGCCCAUCGUCACCAAAGGUGGUUUCAUGAAGGCAACGUUGCCCACGCUCAAGAAGAUUUUAAACUCAACGGGAUCAUACAUCACCAUGCUGCUCUCCUUAGAAACAGAGUAG